UAUAAAUAUAUAGGAGUAAUAAACAUUGCACACAAUACUAUGAUACUAUUACUUCUGAUACAUCAAGCAAGGGAAAGCAUAUUUGCAGAGCUAAUUUUAAAUACAAUAUGGUGUUCUCGAUUGGGACUAGAUUCUCUUCGGUCUGAUUUUCAAUAGAGAGAGAGCAGUUGUCAUUGAAAUUUUCUCUUUCUUUAAUUUUUGAUAAUUUUAACUAGCCAAGAUUCCACUGUACUUACAUUUCAUGGAAGACCAAGUCCGAAUGAUCCAGACUGCUCUCUAUAAUUUUCCGCCGGUAGAUAAAAGUGAUUUCUUUGAAAAGACAGUUAAAUGUGAUUUCUUGAAAAAGACAGAACGUGUAAGUCAAGAAACUGAUAUUGAAAGUGAACCAUCUGAAGUGACUGACAUCCUUCUAAGAUGUUGCGAGAAUGAGAAUCAAACUGAAUUGCUUAGCGAGCUAUACAAAGCUGGUUCAACGAGAUUGUUGAAUUCCUCUCCUUUAGCAGAAAUUAGGACACCUAUGAAGAAAAACACUAUGCUGCAUAUUGCAGCUUGGUAUGGCAAUGAUGAAAUUGUGACCAUUGUAAUUGAACGUGCUCCAAAACUUUUGUUCACAUUUAACACAAACAAUGAUAGUGUCUUACAUGUUGCUGCAAGAGGUGGACACAUCUCAACAGUUGAAAAGCUAUUAGCAAGUUAUGCUAAUGCGGAACGUCCUGAUAUAAAAAUGGCAUGGUCAGAAUACACUCAAAAGUUGUAUGAAAUAGGAAAAUAUAAUGAAAAGGUAAUUAUGGGGAAUCUAUUAGAAUUUAUUAAACUGAAGAAUGUUGAAGGAAACACUAUGUUACAUGAGGCAAUGUUGUGUCGUGACAAGAGCAUUGGAAGGGAUAAAAUUUUCAAAAUUUUUAAAAUUUUCAAAACCCAAGAUAGUUCGGAAAAUCCAUUGUCGAUGUAUUGUCAUGAAUAUGCAUUAGAUCUUGUUAACCAUGCAAAGCAAUCAGUACUUUACCUUGCGGUUAAAAAUGGGGACAACGAUGCGGUCAAAUUAAUAUUGGACAAUUGCCCAAAGGAUGAAGCUAAGCCAAAGGGGCUAUCACCCAUUGUAGCAGCAAUCAUGAUGCGGAAUCAAGAAAUGAUGAAGAUCAUAUUAGAAAACAAGCCAACUUGGAUCCAUUCAAGGGACAAACAUACAAGGCUUCCUCUUCAUUAUGCUGCAUUUAUAGGUUACCGUGAAGGUGUUGAUUUAUUACUUGGAAAAUGUAAAUGUUGCACCAUCAAAAGGGACAAAUAUGGUUAUUUUCCAAUUCAUCUAGCAUCUUAUAGAGGACAUGUGGAAGUAGUGAAGAAGUUGUUAGAAAUAGAAUAUUGUCCUUAUCCAACAGAGAUGCUUGACACUCUUCAUGAGCAUAAUAUUUUUCACAUGGCAGCAAAAAAGGGAAACCAUGAGGUUAUACGCUUCCUACUACAAAGUGAUCAAAUUGGUGAACUUGAUAAGAUUUAUAUGAUAAAUCAAAAGGAUAAAGAAGGAAAUACACCUUUACAUCUGGCUGCAAAAUCGUGUCAUCCCAAAACAGUUUUUUACUUAACAUGGGAUGAAAGAGUGGACUAUGGUCUGGUUAACCAAAAAAAGCAAACAGCUUUUGAAGUUGUUAAUGAAAUUUCCCAACUUGAUAGUUCAUCCACUAGACAGCAACUUACACUCACUGCAUUGAAUUCUGCUGGCGCAAAACCAAAUUUUGAAAGAAGACAAAAUGACUCAAGCUCAUCAAAAUCGGAGGAUUCGAAUGAAAGUAAAUGGAAGUGGCGUAAGGUUUACUCGAAAUCAUACGAGAUUAGUCCAAAUGACAGUGAGUUGAAGUGGCAUGAGGUUGACUCAAAAUCAAAUGAGAUUGGCUCAAAUGAAAGUGAGUGGAAGUGGCAUGAGGUUGGCUCGAAAUCAAAUGAGACUGGCUUGAAGUCAAGUAAAAGUGACUCGAAAUCAAAUGAGACUGGCUCCGAGUCAAGUAAAAGUGGCUCGAAGUCGAAUGAAAGUAAAGAAAAUUUCAACAAUACUGCACAAUAUUUUUUUUUGACAGGCUCCGACACCCAAUAUAAAGAUAGGGUACAGACACUCAUAUUGGUUUCAACCCUCAUAAUCACUGCUUCGGUAGCAGCUUGUUUUGCUGUUCCAGGUGAAGCAGAAGGAAAAGCACACAACCUAUAUCAUGCAAUGUUCCAUUUUUUCAUCUUCUUCAUCACAAUAUCAUUGUUCAGUUCCAUUAGUGCUACUAUCAUACUCUUUUGGGCAACACUUGGAUUGACUAAAUUGGUGACUUUCACUCUCAAGAUUGUUAUGCCACUUCUUGGAAUCGCUCUCAUUUCACUAACUUUGGCUUUCAUGGCUGGUCUCUACACUGUUAUCAGUCAACUUAGUUGGUUGGCCAAUCUCUUUUUGGUUAUGGCAGUGAUUUUUGUUGUGCUUGUGAUUUUGUUAUACAUCGUCCUUUUCCUCCCAUCAGCAUCAACUAGAAAGUCCAUGCGAUACAUCUCCUACUACCCUUUUCUUUUUCUAGCAUGGCUCGCAGAAUAAAUUGGUGGGAACUCCACAUUCAAUUAAAUAAAUCCCACUAAUUUUAUGUUCCUCUUGUGACCCAAUAUCAAUAAAUACCUAAUAUUGAGAGUAUUGUAUACAUGUACUUUGUUUCUAUCUAUAUCUAUAAAUUACACUUUGUAAUUAUGAUAAUGAUUAAUAUAUUUAUGCAUAAC
Vicia villosa (hairy vetch) is the source of this 2742-nucleotide messenger RNA. RefSeq lists its product as uncharacterized. Gene Ontology annotation, molecular function: protein phosphatase regulator activity; protein phosphatase 1 binding. The record is from RefSeq and is a predicted model, not a curated record. Bases 242 to 2566 code for a protein of 774 amino acids. Lineage: Eukaryota; Viridiplantae; Streptophyta; Magnoliopsida; Fabales; Fabaceae. Gene Ontology annotation, cellular component: plasma membrane. The transcript is spliced from 4 exons.